AUGGCAGACCAUGAUGACCCAUGUAAUGAGUUAGAGACUUCCUACUGUAUGAAUGGAGGAACAUGCUUAAAAAUUCCUUUUAUGGACAAUUACUUGUGUCUCAGCUGCAGUGAGAACUACAAAUGCAGUCGGUGUGAGCUGUACCAGCUGUUGAUCACUGCACACGAUGCAGGUGAGACAGGACUGAUCACUGCUGUGGUCAUCAUGGUCCUUCUUAUUCUAGUCGUGUUCACAGUAGUCGUCUCCUACACCUGCAAGUAAGA
Salvelinus fontinalis (brook trout) is the source of this 263-nucleotide messenger RNA. RefSeq names its product pro-neuregulin-4, membrane-bound isoform-like. Bases 1 to 261 code for a protein of 86 amino acids. The transcript has 3 exons. NCBI's taxonomy places the organism in Eukaryota, Metazoa, Chordata, Actinopteri, Salmoniformes, Salmonidae. The record is from RefSeq and is a predicted model, not a curated record.